ACAUGCACGACGGUUAACAAUUUCACUUCACUUAGUCACUUAUCCCUUACAAAAGUUACUUGUGGUUCACUUGAACCUUAUUUUGGCAGCACAAGUGAAAUUGUCGACGUCGGGCGCUUAUUCUCGGUUGCCUUCACUUAUGCUCACUUGACACUUCCUGCAUGUUGCCCACUGAGCAAGUGAGUACAAGUGACCAAAAGUGAACCCAAAGUGAACCCCUGCAAGUCUCAGUGACCCCAACAAGGCCCCUGCCGGGCAAAAUAGGCAUCAGCAGUCGCGGCAGCUACUAUGUAAAUACUCCAAGGCUGUGUUAUGCACCUACAUAGCCCGCCAUCACCGUCAAACCGCCCAGUUUUCUGCUCGCCGCCUGUGAUGCGCCGACGCUGAUGUACAGUUACGUAGCCUUUGGCGACGAUUCGUCUCGCGGUGGCCUGACUGUAAUGUGAGUGUUCGUGACCCAUCGCAGUGAUAACUCACAUCGCGAGCUAGACUGGUGACUGGAGCGAG
Messenger RNA from Laetiporus sulphureus 93-53, 507 nucleotides. RefSeq lists its product as uncharacterized. The record is from RefSeq and is a predicted model, not a curated record. The annotation marks the transcript as partial. The transcript has 3 exons. NCBI's taxonomy places the organism in Eukaryota, Fungi, Basidiomycota, Agaricomycetes, Polyporales, Laetiporaceae.